AUGGGUAUCCCCGCCGCCUUCCGAUGGCUUUCCACCAAGUACCCCAAGAUUAUCUCGCCUGUAGUCGAGGACAAGCCGAUUGUAAUGGACGAUGGCUCCGUCAUUCCUGUUGACACUACCCGUCCCAAUCCAAAUGGCGAGGAGUUUGACAACCUCUACUUGGAUAUGAACGGCAUUGUGCACCCUUGUUCUCAUCCCGAGGACCGUCCUGCUCCCGCAGAUGAGGAGGAGAUGAUGCUGGAGAUCUUCAAGUACACCGACCGCGUCGUCAACAUGGUCCGGCCGAGGAAGCUGUUGAUGAUUGCCAUUGACGGUGUCGCCCCGCGUGCGAAGAUGAACCAGCAGCGAUCACGACGUUUUCGUUCUGCCCAGGAGGCGGAGGAGAAGGCCGCCGACAAGGAGGAACUGUUGAAGAUGAUCAAGCAGCAGAACGGCGGCAUAUUGCCGCCCGAGACGCUCGAGUCGCUGACGAAGAAGGCUUUCGAUUCAAAUUCUAUUACGCCUGGCACUCCUUUCAUGGAUAUACUGGCAUUAAGUUUGAGGUAUUGGUGUGCAUAUAAGCUGAACACUGAUCCUGGUUGGGCCAAUAUGAAAAUCAUCAUAUCUGAUGCUACAGUGCCUGGCGAGGGCGAACACAAAAUCAUGAAUUUUGUCCGAUCUCAGAGAAGUUCCCCUGACCACGACCCCAAUACGAGACACGUCAUCUAUGGAUUGGAUGCCGACCUGAUCAUGCUGGGUCUUGCCACUCAUGAGCCUCACUUCCGUGUUCUUCGAGAAGAUGUAUUUGCCCAAGACAGCAGGGCCAGAACUUGCAAGAUCUGUGGCCAGAAGGGCCAUGAGGCAAGAAACUGCCGCGGAGAAGCGAAAGUGAAAGAUGGUGAGUUCGAUGAGAAGGACAAAGCUGUCCCUCUAAAACCAUUUAUCUGGCUCCAUGUCUCGGUUCUGCGGGAAUAUCUCGCCGUGGAGCUUGAUGUCCCAGGCCUUCCAUUCCGCUUCGACCUCGAGCGGGCACUUGACGACUGGGUCUUCAUGUGCUUCUUUGUCGGAAACGAUUUCCUCCCCCAUCUUCCCGCUCUUGAAAUUCGCGAAAAUGGUAUCGAUACGUUGACUGCCAUCUGGAGAGACAAUCUACCCUUUAUGGGAGGAUAUGUCACUAAAGAUGGACAUGUCGACCUCGAGAGAGCACAGUACAUAUUCGACGGACUCGCUAAACAAGAGAAUGCAAUCUUCAAGCGACGCAAGGAAUCCGAAGACCGACGAGAAGCAGGUUUCAAACGGCGUAAGUUACAAGAGCAGCAACGGUACGGCCAUGCACAGGGCGGCCGGGGUCGCGGAGGUGGAUUCGAUAGUGGACUUCCCAGCGGCCUGCCAAAGGCUCUCACGCACGACAUGGUUGUCAACCGCGCUCCAACCACAACCGAUGCUAAUGUGGCGAACAAGAGUGCUGCUGCUGUUCUCAAAAGUCAAAUCCAGGGACUGAUGCCGACCCCAGAGGCUGAGUCAACGGCAACUAACGGCAGUGCUGAAAAGGUCGCACCGGAGGCGGGAACCCCACCUUCAGCCCUAGGCAAACGAAAAGCGUCCAUGAUCGACGCGGAUGCCGCAAGUACCCCUGGAAACUCCUCCGCCUCUGGCGACGCACCAGAAGCCGAAGACAGCGUCCGGUUGUGGGAAGAUGGCUAUGCAGAUAGGUACUACGAGCGGAAAUUCCAUGUCGACCCGAAAGACUUGGACUUCAGGCGCAAGGUCGCUUGGGCUUAUGUGGAAGGACUGGCCUGGGUGUUGAGAUACUACUUCCAAGGAUGCCCUUCCUGGGAAUGGUUCUACCCAUACCACUACGCACCAUUCGCCGAAGAUUUCAAGGACAUUGCGAAGAUGGAAAUCAACUUCGAGAAGGGUAGGAUCGCGCGGCCAUUCGAGCAGCUCAUGAGUGUGCAGCCUGCCGCUUCGCGUCAUGUGCUCCCUUCCGUUUUCCACGACUUGAUGACUAGUCCCGAAAGUCCUAUCAUCGACUUCUACCCAGAGGAAUUUGAGGUCGAUCUCAACGGCAAGAAAAUGGCUUGGCAAGGUGUAGCUCUGCUGCCUUUCAUCGAUAUGCCGCGACUCCUUGCCGCGAUUAAGGAUAGGUACCCAAAGCUCAGCCCUGAAGAUGCUGCACGCAAUGAUCGCGGAACAGAGGUUCUCAUACUCUCCGAGGCUAAUCAUGAUCUCUACGACGAUAUCAUUAGUCACUUCUACUCGAAGAAACAGGGAGAUCCGAAGUACAAACUCGACCCACGGGUGAGCCAAGGUCUCUCCGGGAAAAUCGAGAAGUUGCUCGAGUAUCUUCCCCAUGGGACUUUAGAGUAUCCCUUGGAACGAAAGGGCAUGCCUAACCUAGAUGAUGAUCGAUCGCUGACAGUCAACUACGAGAUCCCAGCCAGCUCACACAACCACAAGUCGAUGCUUCUACGAGGUCUCCAACCCCCCGUAGCUGCCUUGAAUCGUAGCGAUAUUGAGGAGCUGAAAGGCAAGCUGCGAAACUCGGGACGAAGUCAUGGGGGCGCGCCUCUUGGGCGGGGCGGUUUUGACGGGAACAGAAGAGGGAGUCGUAUAAACUACGGACCAGACUCGCGACAGAAUAGGAACGAUCAACAGCCUCCAUACCAGAACAGUGGCAACAACUUUCAGAAUCCGUUCCCCGUCCCGCCUCCCGGAUGGGUACCACCGCCUCCCGGACUCGCGGGCUUUGGCAAUGGAGUACCACCCCCGCCGCCUACGGCCUACACAGGGGGUGGCCGAGAUACAUACGGAAACGGCUAUCGAGGCAACCACGGAGGUGGUUAUGGUGGAAAUCAGGGGUACGCGCCUCCGCCUCCUCACAAUGGGUAUGGCGGACACCAUAACCCAGGUGAUGGACGCGACAGACGUGAUCCCCGACCCUUUAACGGUGGCCGUGGCGGCGGCGGCGGCGGUAACGGUGACCCCCGACACUUUAUUCCUGGCGGUGGAGGUGGCUACCGAGGUGGUCGUGGCCGUGGCUACAGAUAG
Anthostomella pinea is the source of this 3030-nucleotide messenger RNA. Lineage: Eukaryota; Fungi; Ascomycota; Sordariomycetes; Xylariales; Xylariaceae. The record is from the annotation of a GenBank genome assembly.